This is a messenger RNA of Pelodiscus sinensis (Chinese soft-shelled turtle), 9188 nucleotides long. The record is from RefSeq and is a predicted model, not a curated record. Lineage: Eukaryota; Metazoa; Chordata; Testudines; Trionychidae.
CAGUAUUCCUUAAACUGAACUGGUCUUGAACUCAGUCUUAUGAUGAAUGUAGGAUAAUUGGCCAAUAUCACAGUGCUAUGACAUUAGCAUAUGAGAGAAGAUAGUUUUUGUUCAGUACUUGCAGAAGCCCUAAUUCUUGAGCACUGCACUGUUAGAAUUAAUUGUUUCUGAAGUAACAGAUGAUUUUAAUUAUAGUUGCAGCAGAAAACUGACACCCCACACAUUUGAUUUUCUUUUUAAUUUAAAAAUGUGUUUUUCUUUUCAGUAUUAGACUGUGUAAAUAUAGUGAAAGCACAGACUGGGUGGAAACGAACACUACCAGCAGAUAUGUUCUGGGUAUCUGGGCACCUAUUAAGAUUCAAAGUGAAGGAGAGGAAAACUGGCAGUGUUGUGAACACCAGUAAAGCAGAAAGCGCUAAUGCCACUAGGUCUCAAUACAUACCCAUCAAUCUUGCUGGUCAAGGAUCAAUAAAAACUGAGCUUAUACUUUAAAAGUACACAGAGAGAGAGUCCCAAACAGAAAGAUUUGGUUAUUAUCUCCCUGCACAAGAAAGAAAUUUCCACUUCUCAUAAAGAUUCAGAAGAUGUGAAUUUUUUUUUGCUUGCUUAAUGUGGUGUGGAUUAAAUUGCACCUCUGACAAUUGACAAUAUCACCUUCCUCCUCAAUUUCUAUUAAAGAGCCAUGAAGAAAGUUGACACAAGGCCUAAUUUUGAAGUUUGAUUAGAAUCCAGAAGAGCAAGGAAGUUCAGGCCUCUUCUGUCCCUGAAGAUAAGUGAGUCAAGGAGACAGAGACAGAGAGUGUGUGUGUGUGUGUGUGGUCUCAGACCCUCUUAAUCUACGUAAAUCAGAUCUUGCUUAUUUUAAAACUGUCUGACACUUUAGUGCUCUGCUGACAAUAGGUUUGAUUUUUCUGGUUUGGAUGUGUGUGUAAGGAGGAAUAUGAUCUGGAAUACAGAGGUAAUGCCAAUUUUAUCAAAGGCAAUAACAUAACUCUCCAUAUAAAAGCAUGUAUUCAGCACAGCUGAGUGCUUCUUUGUUUCCCAUGUCACAGUUCAAAUGAGAACAUGCCACAGCAGAUUCUAGUCACUGAUCACUAGGCUAUUUUAGACCUUUAUCUUCAUAAGUACCUGCCCAGGAGCAACACCUGCUUUAGGGUUUAGUAUUCUGUCUGCUCAGGAAAGUUGCCUACACUCUCCAUCUUUAACAUAAGGCUGCAAGACGCAAGAGAAUUCCAGACACAUGAAGAUUCACGAGAAGGAUCCAAACAGCACUGCAAGUACAACUCCCCCAUCUCCUCUGAAGCGCAGACGAUUAUCCUGUAAGAGGAAACUUAGUCAUGAGCCUGAGACAGACAGAGAGGAGCGAACCCCAGCAAAAAAGGUUGUCGAGGAGGCUCAGUCCAGUGACGUGGAGAAGAAGGCUGAGGAGGAAGUUUAUCAUUGUCCCGUGUGUUUUAAAGAAUUUGUAUGCAAGUAUGGGCUGGAGACCCACAUGGAAACCCAUCCUGAUAACUCACUGAGGUGUGACACUUGUUGUAUUACCUUUCGCACUCAUCGGGGUUUGCUGCGUCAUAAUGCAGUUAUUCACAAGCAGCUUCCAAGAGACCCAUUGGGAAAGCCUUUCAUUCAGAACAAUCCUUCAAUUCCAGCAGGCUUCCACGAUUUGGGAUUCACCGACUUUUCCUGCAGGAAAUUCCCUCGCAUUUCUCAGGUCUGGUGUGAAACGAAUCUGCGAAGAUGCAUCAGUGAAUUUCAUCGAUUUAUUUGUGAGACAUGUAACAAGGCAUUCCCCAUGCAUUCGGCACUCAAACUGCACACACAAACCCAUAUGGUUGAUCAGGGAAAAGAAAAGCACAAACCGCAGGUGAAGACCCCAGCAGGUGAGAACCCAGACCAGAAAGUCUACAUGGCAUCCUUGGGCCUACAGCACACCAAAGACAUCAAGCCUGUCAAACAGGAGGAGGUUAUGCAAGAUGAGGUCCAGGAAAUGCAGCUUAGAACACUGAAGAGUAACCUACCUCAGGAACCUGGCAGCACUAGCCUGCUGAAUAUAUCUUCUCUGGAAGCUGCUUCCAGGGGAGGUUCUUUUUCAGUCUUUCCUCCUACAAAAGAGAACAUGAAGCUCCUGUCACUGCAGCCUUUCCAGAAGGGCUUUAUCAUUCAGCCCGACAGCAGUAUUGUGGUAAAACCAAUCUCCAACGAGUCUGCCAUUGAACUGGCCGACAUUCAGCAGAUCUUGAAGAUGGCUUCUUCAGCGCCUCCUCAGAUAAGUCUUCCGCCACUUUCUAAGGCUCCUGCUGUCCCUGUGCAAUCUAUUUUCAAACAUAUGCCACCACUGAAACCAAAGCCCUUGGUGGCUCCUCGAACAGUCGUAGCAACCUCUACACCACCGCCGCUGAUCAGUGCACAGCAAGCGUCACCUGGAUGCAUCAGUCCAAGCCUUCCCCCGCCGCCGCUGAGGCUGAUCAAAAACUCUGUGGACUCCACUUCCAGUACUCACCUUAUGCUGUCCAAAUCAGGAAACAAAUCCAGUCCUUCACAAUUAUUCCCUCAGCUCCAGACAGAUCCUCUGAGUCAGCAUGAAAUGAAAACCCAGCUGGAACAAGAUAGUAUCAUAGAAGCCCUGUUGCCUUUGAGUAUGGAAGCCAAGAUCAAGCAAGAAGUCACAGAAGGGGACCUCAAGGCCAUCAUUGCAGGGGCAGCAAACAAGAAAGCACCAACCAUGAGGAAAGUCUUGUACCCUUGUCGCUUCUGCGACCAGGUGUUUGCUUUCUCUGGCGUCUUGAGGGCUCACAUUCGCUCUCACUUGGGCAUCUCCCCUUACCAGUGCAAUAUCUGUGAAUACAUUGCAGCUGACAAAGCAGCGCUAAUUCGGCACCUGCGGACGCACAGUGGAGAGAGGCCAUACAUCUGUAAAAUUUGCCACUACCCUUUCACAGUGAAAGCCAACUGUGAAAGGCACCUGCGCAAAAAGCACCUCAAAGUGACAAGGAAGGACAUAGAAAAGAACAUUGAGUAUGUCACCAGCAAUGCGGCGGAGAUGGUGGAUGCUUUCUGCUCCCCCGACACAGUGUGCAAAAUCUGCGGGGAAGACCUCAAGCACUAUCGCGCUCUGCGGAUCCACAUGAGGACUCACAGCGGCUGCCAGAAGAAGAAGCCAUUUGAGUGCAAAGAGUGCGGCACUGCCUUCUCAGCCAAGCGAAACUGCAUUCACCAUAUCCUCAAGCAACACUUACAUGUGCAAGAGAGGGAGAUAGAGAACUACAUCCUGGCAGUGGACUGCAGUCCUCAAGAGAACCAGCCAGAUCCUCCGCUACUGGAGGACAGCACUUACAUGGACCGCAAGUCCAUCACGCCUUUCCUGGAACCGCAGAAUGGCUUUUUGCGGGGGGCACCUUCUCAUGUCCCGAUCAAACUUGAACCUGCAAGUAAUUUCCCGAUGGACUUUGAUGAGCCUUUAGACUUCUCACAAAAGAACAAAAACUUAAGCUCAGUGCAGGUGAAGCAGGAGAACCUGUUUGGCGCCUCUCCUCUGUCUCACUAUGACUGUUCCAUGGAGCCCAUAGACUUGUCGAUUCCCAAAGCCCUCAAGAAGGAGAAAGAUGAUGCCCAGAGUGAAGCCAAGAAACAAGACCAAGUUUUUGGGAACAAUGACAAGCUCUAUAACGGUCAGCAGUGCCCUCUGGCCUUCAGUGCCAAUGGCAGCAUGGAGAAGAAUGAAGCCCUCAAACAUUCCCAGCCACUGAAGGGUCCCUUGCAUUUGACCGUCCCAAUCAUUUCCCCAGCUCUUCUUGGCAACCCUGGCUUGCUGCGACCCUUGAGGCCUAAGCCGCCACCUCUUUUGCCAAAGCCUCUAGUAACUAAAGAGCUGCCACCUCUGGCUUCCAUUGCCCAGAUCAUUUCAUCUGUGUCUUCUGCUCCUGCGUUGCUGAAAACAGAGGCUGCAGACUCCAGUCCCAAGGCAGUGAGUAGCUCUGCUGGUUCUGAUAAAUCAGGGAACUCCAAACCCAAAGUGACAAUCACGAUGGCUGUCCAGAAAGAUUCCAGUCUUCCCAGUGACCUUACUCUGCAGGUGUAUAAUCCAAAUGUUCCAGAAACGUCUGCUGUGGCUGAUGCUGGAUUGGCUAAGAAAAGAGGUAGGAAGAAAGGAACGAAAAACAAGCCUAAAGCGAGCAGCGGUGUGGACCUGGAGUCAAGCGGGGAGUUUGCUAGCAUAGAGAAGAUGUUGGCUACCACAGACACUAAUAAAUUUAGUCCAUUUCUGCAGUCCACUGAUGAUUUCAAAGAGGAAGCUGAUAGGAAUGGAACAAGUGAUGAUGAGAGAGAAACUGCUGAUGAUAAGCUGCUGAGAGGAAAGAGGAAUGCUUACUCAAACUGCCUGCAAAAAAUCACCUGUCCUUAUUGUCCCCGGGUCUUUCCAUGGGCGAGUUCCCUGCAGCGCCACAUGCUCACUCACACAGGUCAGAAGCCCUUCCCCUGUCAAAAAUGUGAUGUCUUCUUUUCUACCAAAUCUAACUGUGAACGCCACCUCUUGCGCAAACAUGGAGUUGCCAACUGCUCUCUGAGAAGAAAUGGGCUUAUCCCCCAGUCUAAAGAAAGUGAUGCUGGAUCUCAUGAUAGCACAGACAGUCAGUCAGAUCUGGAGACUCUAGGUGCGGUGCUAGAUUUGACCUCUUGUGAGAGAGAGCGCCCAGAGGAAGAAACGGAGCUACCGGAAAACAACUGCAGUCCCAAAAAAGAGCAAAAGGCUGACUCACCCCAAGGAGAAGAGGCUGCACAAGAAAAAGCAGAUGAGUAUGAAGAGGGACCGGAAGAAGACUCUGUAAGUAACAAAAGCCUUGACCUCAAUUUUGCCAGCAAGCUGAUGGACUUUAAGCUGGCAGAGAGUGACCAGAGUUCAGGUAACAGCUCUCAGAUGGAAAAGAAACAUGCUUGUGAUGUUUGUGGAAAAACCUUCAAAUUUGCUGGCACUCUUGGCCGGCACAAAAAGGCCCAUGCUCGUGAGGACAGAAAGGAUGAAAAGAGCAGUGAGGAUGAAAGCAAAAGUGUUCAGUGUGGAGCUGGAGCUCCCCCAAAGCAGGACUCCUCUCUUGAUCAGGAAGAGCCCCCAAUGAACUUAAAGGUGCUAGAAUCUUCUGUGGACUGUGACACCACAGGAAAGGAGAAUGAAGAGAGUGAAAGCAUCUCUGAGGGAGAGAGCACAGAGAGAAAAUCCUUUGAGAAGAGUGAUGACGACAAAAAGCCAAAGACUAAUGGGACUAAGAGUACCGCAAAAGCAGACAAGAGGAAGAAAGUUUGUACUGUGUGCAACAAGCGGUUUUGGUCUCUACAGGACUUGACACGACACAUGAGAUCCCAUACAGGAGAAAGACCAUACAAAUGUCAGACCUGUGAACGGACCUUCACUCUGAAACACAGCCUGGUUCGUCAUCAGCGCAUACACCAGAAAGUCAAGAAUGCUAGGAACCAUGAAAAGGAGAGUGAUAAAGAGGAAACUCAGUCUAGGUGUGAAGAAGACAGUGAAAAUGAGUCGGUCCACAGUGGCACUAACCCCAUCUCGGAAAACGAGUGUGACUCAGUUGCAGGCCUUGGUAACCAUUCAUCUGUCUCUAGAAACCGAAAAGAAAGUCUGGCCAAUGUAGCAAAGGAUUCCCUUUGCAAAGAGGAGAAAACCCCUGGACAAAUAUCCAGUACUUGCCUUGCGGAGUCCAGCAAGAAUGCACAGAAACAGAUCACAAAAGAUCAGGAAUCUCGGGGUAACUGUGAUCACGAGAGUCCGUCAGGUUUCAUUCAGGACUUGCUGGAGAUGCACAACAAAAAAUCUCCCAUGAAUCACAUUCUUGCCUCUGCAGAUAAUGCACCACAGCUUUUGGGAGUUGAGUGAAUUUCUUGCUAUGAAAUUGGACCUAUCCCAGCACACAAACAAAAGCCAGCAGAGCAAGGUUUUGGAGUAUAUUUUGUAAGAGUAACCUUCAUCUGUGGGAUAGUAUGGCAGACUGGAUUCAGUGCCAUAUGCCUUUCAGUAUAAUAAUGCAAGAGACAACAGUAUAUACUGAUCUGAGUGCCUUACUACUUUAUUAGGUCUUUUGGUAUCAUAGAUUUUUUUUCCCAAAAAAUUGAUUUUUUUGUAAUAUUUUAAUGAAUUAUUUGAAGAGGACCUUUUUCAUUUAAGCAUUAAUGUUACCUUUUGUAUUGGUGUGUUUGUUUGUGUGUGUGUGUGUGUGUGUGUGUGAGUGUGUGUGAGCUUGUUCUUGUAUAUCUGUGAUAGUCGCUGUGUUUGUUCUCUGAGCUGGAAAUGGGGGCAGUGGGGUGGGGAAAGCCCUUGGAUACCACAGCCAAUAACUGGAAGAAAAUUACAUGAAUUUCAAGUGAGAUAGCCAGAGGAAAUACAGAUGAGAUGCUGAUUUUUCUCAGUAUGUGUGUUCUUGCAUUUUGCCAUAUGAUGGAGCAUUAAUCCAGUUACAGGUAUUAAUGACAUGGUCAUUGAAGGUAUUCAAAGUUGGUUAAAGCCAAAACCAGGAAAGACAAAGAGUUUUCAACCUCAUAACUUGUUUCCACUUUUCAGCAUUAGAAAUGGUGGUGUAGUUACCAUUUUAAGACAUUCUUUCUGGCCAUUGUGGACUGAGUACACAGAGAAGAGUUACAUAGCAAUUUAACCUAUGGAAAUUAUGCACCCGCUGUUAUAUAUGUUUGAUUUGCUUCAAUAUAUUAUUAUUAUUAUUUUAUUAUUAUUUUAUAAAUUCAUCAGUUUGCUAGUCUCUGCAGUCAGCAGAAACGAAUGGGCAAUAUUUGCCCUCGGAGAUCUACAGUGCAGCUUGGAUCCUCUGUUUAAGCUUUCACCAAUUCCCCUCUCAUGUUGCAGCUCUUCUACUGUACUUAAAUGGAAGCCUUCCUCUGACUGGAGAAUCAAAUGGAGGCCAGCAAGUAAUCCUCACAAAUGUACAGGGGAACAUCUCACUAGUGAUAGCGUGCCUGCAUGGCCGUGUGUGGAGAGGGUCGUGAAAGGAUCGUCCCCCCUCCUCCCUUUUCCCCAAGUGCGUGAGGAAGGCACUGCAAAUGCUAUAGUAGUUUGGUUCCGAUCACAGCAGUGAUGACAUUUGUUACUAAUGAGCAAGUUAUUCAGUCUUCCAGCUGAAAGAAAGCAAGAAAGAAAUGCGAGCCUUACCGUGAUCUUGCUACCGUUUUUUCUAAAGCAAGAAAAUACUACUGGUAAUAAAACUACAAAUAUAAAACAUGUUAUGUUAAAAUAAAUAAAAUAAAUUAAAACAAAACAACCAUUUCUUCCUGAGGUUUUGGGGUUGAUGCUUGAAGACUAGUGUGUGUUCCGAAAUUGCAUAUUGAUAGUUUAACUACUUUAAUGCUGGGAGUUGGGGUUUUUCCACAGGCCUCCUGUUGCCUACAACAGGAGAUAUUCCAACCACCCUCAUUUACUAAAUUAAGCAAAAUGUAUCCUACUGUAGCUGUGCAUUUUUAGGUAUGCUCAGCAUUCUGUUGUUGUCCUUCGGUCAUGAUCUCUCGGACAGACAGAGCCAUAGUAUUGCCGGAGUCUCACUGUGCCGUUCUGUACCACCUAGCCCCCACACCCACACCGUGAUCCUCCCUUCCCUUCCCCUGCAAAAUCACAUGUCCUCAGGGGCUGCCACAGGCUCCUGGGCAAGGUGGGGUGGGGGGGCAGCUCCAUGCCCUGGAAGGCCCUUAGUCAGAAGGGAUGGGGAUAGGACAGACAGCCCUCAGCGCUGCCUGGACUAUGGCACUGAGCCUUACCCCCAUCCUCAGGGCUGCACGGAGCUGUACUCCCACAGUGAUUUAAAGAGCCUGGGGUUCCAGCUGCUGAUGCAGUAGCAGCGGCCAGGAGCCCCAGGUCCCAGGGCAAUUGCUCCAUUUGCUCCCCCCGUCAGCGGGCCUGCAUGUCCUGCUUUCCUUAGACUUGGAAGAAGAGAGAUAUCAACACAUUUCUGGAGACUGAAAUCCAACUCCACAGAAUUCAAAGGAAGAAAAAUGUUCUCAAGUGAUAUUCUCUUAUAUUAAAAUAAGAAAAAAUGGUUGAGGUAUAUGUGAUUUUUUUUUUUAUUAGGGAUGUAUGAACCAGUUUUGAAAUAAGUUACUUCAGAUUAAUAAAUAUCAGAACCAAUGAUUCCUUUAAAACUUUACCUGGUGUUUUCUACUUAGUUUAAACAGGUUCACACAUCCUUUAAUUUUUUAUUACUAUUAUAAUAAUUAUAUUAUUUUGGGUAUUUUUGGUUUUUUUGUUUGUUGUUUAUUUUUAAUUCUUGGGAUUUUUUUUGCAGCUCUCCACACUAAACCGCGCAAUAUUGUGGGGGAGAAGCCAUUACUAAACUAUAUGCUGCAGAACAAUGUAGCAAGUAAUCAAUUCCCAGCAGUCUGCCGGGACAUCUGCUAGCAAUAAUCACUAUUGAUUUAAAGCUUUAUUUAGCCUUUAUCUAUAUCCUAGUAGAUUAUAAGGUCUUGCCACAUUUUAUUGACAUUUUCAUUAGUUGAAUUUGACUGAGAAAACUUCUGUUGUUGUUUUUUCCCCAAUAUUAAACUGUGAAGUUUAUAACAUGUUUAAACUAUGGGUGAAUCUUAGGCUUAGUUUGCAUGUUCAGCUAAUUUGUCGCGCUCUCUCUCUAUUUUUUUUUGUUUGAAUCCUUUUAUUUUUCCUUUCUCAGGGCUUUUACAAAAAAAAUGGAUCUUCUGAAAUUCUUUUGUCAGAGCUGCAAUGGACUUAGCGUUGAAAUAAUUCAAUCACUACAUUAAGCACUUGACUGUGAAAGCGCAAAAAGAGAAAACUUAUGUUUUGUGACUAUCCUCAAAUGGCUUUUUGGAGCCGUGUGACAGUCUGAUUCCAUUUUCAGAAUGAUUCAUAAUCUUCUUUCCCCUUCUGUGUGUGCGUGUGUGUCUCUCUCUCCUUUCUGUUCAAGAAGGAAAUUUAAUCUUAGUGAUUUCAGCCCAUGCAGGAAACAAUAAUAAAUGUGUAGAAUUCAUAUUUUUUUCUAAAGGGAACUUAAACUGCUGCUACGAGUUGUGUACAAGACUGGUUUAUGCCACAUGAACAGAGAAUCACACAUUUGUUUUGGUACUUUUAUUCCUCUCUUUAUUCAGUUGUACAGUACUUCCAAAUUCAAAUUGAAAGUAAAGCUGUUCUGUAUCAAACCAUCUAAGCAAUAAAAUGUUAUAUUUAAAAAUUA